Molecule: messenger RNA, 2595 nt
Organism: Triplophysa dalaica
Lineage: Eukaryota; Metazoa; Chordata; Actinopteri; Cypriniformes; Nemacheilidae
Gene: alg2
Product: ALG2 alpha-1,3/1,6-mannosyltransferase
Exons: 3
Coding region: 327-1535 (402 amino acids)
Molecular function (GO): GDP-Man:Man(1)GlcNAc(2)-PP-Dol alpha-1,3-mannosyltransferase activity; alpha-1,3-mannosyltransferase activity
Source: RefSeq, a predicted model, not a curated record
UAUCAAUUUUAAUGCAUUUGGGCUUAUUUAAGAAUUCAAAUACAAUAUAAAUGCUAAAUUAAAUAAUAUUACAGUAAAAAUAAACACAAACGGCUAAUAUCGCUUCCUUUUUUAAAUGUAUUUAGGGAAAAUCAAAGUGGGGACAACGCAGUAAAGCGAUGUGACGUGUCAUAUGCGAUGGAUGAUGUGUACAGAUUUCGGAAGACAUUUUGGCUCAAUCAGGAAGCCAGUUUCACUAUUAUAUCGCAUUUGUGAACUUUGUGCGACUUUAGUUAUUCAUACGGGCGGCUGAUUUAGUGUCCGUGUAAACGUAAGAGUAAAGCAGGAUGGUUCGGGUGGUGUUUCUGCACCCUGAUCUAGGUAUAGGUGGAGCAGAACGUCUGGUGGUGGAUGCAGCUGUAGCUCUGCGCUCUCGUGGCUGCAGUGUGCAGAUCUGGACGGCACACUAUGACCCCCAGCACUGCUUUUCUGAGACUCUUUCACCUGACCUGCCUGUGGUGUGUGCGGGUGACUGGCUGCCCACCAGUGUGUUCGGUUAUUUCCACGCUCUGUGUGCAUACCUGCGUAUGAUCUAUGUAACGCUCUAUCUUGUGCUGUUCAGUGGCGAAGAGUUUGAUGUCGUCUUCUGUGAUCAGGUUUCAGCAUGUAUACCCUUUUUGCGUUUGGCACGCCACAGGAAGAAAGUCCUGUUCUACUGUCAUUUCCCUGACCAGUUGUUGACUCAGCGUCGUUCUGCUCUAAAGCGACUGUAUCGAGCUCCUAUCGACUGGUUUGAGGAACUGACCACUGGCAUGUCAGACCGCAUUUUAGUCAACAGCCAGUUCACUGCUGGAGUCUUCCAACAGACUUUCCCCAAACUGGCCAACGUUCACACCGAUGUCCUGUAUCCGUCUCUGAACUCAGCAGCUUUUGAUGGUGAAGUAGAGGGCCUUAGUGGGCUAAUCCCAGAGGGGAGGAGCUUCCUCUUUCUGUCAAUCAAUCGUUAUGAGCGCAAGAAGAACCUGCCGUUGGCGAUGCAAGCGUUAUCAUCUCUAAAGGAACGUCUCUCUGCGGACGAGUGGGAGCGCGUACACCUCGUGAUGGCGGGCGGAUAUGAUGAACGUGUGGCUGAGAACGUAGAGCACUACGAGGAGCUGCGCUCGCUAGCAUCCUCUCUUGGCCUGGAAGACCAUGUGACCUUCCUGCGCUCCUUUUCAGACAAACAGAAAUUGUCCUUGCUGCAUAGUAGCACUUGUGUACUGUACACACCCAGCAAUGAGCAUUUCGGAAUUGUACCCAUAGAAGCCAUGUACUUGCGUUGCCCGGUUAUUGCGGUCAACUCGGGUGGACCGCUAGAGUCUGUGGCACAAGGUGAAACGGGCUUCUUGUGCGAACCCACCCCUGAGCGGUUCUCUGAGGCCAUGCAGAAGUUUGUGAAGGACCCUAAACUCAAGCAGCGUAUGGGACAGGCUGGCAGAGAGCGAGUCCAGCAGCGCUUCUCACUACAGGCCUUUACUCAACAGCUCUACAGUCAUAUCACCCAACUUACCCAAUAACACUCUGUCAUCAUAUGCUUUAUAACAUUAUGACUCUUUGCUCCAGACCAGCACACGGAUCCAUUCUAGUCUGGUUGCCAUGGAGGGCCUAAUGAAAGUAUGAAGUCUCUAAUGAAUGAAAAGAGCAGUGCGCGUGUUUGGAGAUAACUUGACUUAAGAGUGCAGCCAAGAGGACAAUACCAGCCGUGGUCCGAGCUGCUAGAGAAUGUGGAGAACUCGUCUGACUGAGAGGUUAAUGAAUUAUGGUGUGCUGGACACAUUGAUCAAGUGUGUAAUGACAGGCCUGAGGACUGUGCGCGUGUGUUUUAUACCACAGGACCAUUAGAGAGUUUCUUGAGGAGAAAUCAAUAGGGAAGUUUUCUUAGUUCUGCAGUGUCUCUUCUUUUGUUUAGUGAUAACAAUGGAGGACAUUAGGAGUUAUUUCUGUCUCAAACUAAAGAUGCUUAUAACAAGUUGGUUUGAGGACACUAAAGAGAAAGUUUGCUUAGGACACUGAAGGUCAUAUGCUGUAUUGGGUUUGAGGUUGUUACUGGAUGUGUGUUUCUCCUGCUAUUGAUAUGAGACCAAAGCUCUGAUUAAAUGAGAUGCUGCAUCGUGUAUUGUUUGUCAUUGUCUACUGAAGCUUUUAUACAUUCUGUAAAUAUAGAACAGGGGAGUGUUUAGCAUUUUUGAAAUUUUUUAACAGACUGCUGUUGUGUAAUCAUUCGCAAAUUUCCAUAUGAAUUUCAUCUGAUCAACUGUCUUGUAUUAAUGCCUUUUGAGCAGCUUGGAAUCCAAUGGCUGGUUUAAUGUAUUCAAUUUAAAGUAAUGUCUUCUCACACAUAGAGGUCACUACACUAGACCGUUAUCAAAAAGCCAUUUUUUGCAUAUGCAUGGUUUUGAUAGCAUAUCAAAGUUGAUUGUACAUCAACUAGGAGUCACUGGUGCAUCAUCCUAUACAAUGUUACCUCUCUAGAUGUCCACUCAAAUGGAAAAUUAAAAGUAAAAUGUGUUUAAAGUUGAAGAUUUGAUUUUCAUGUAAAAGAACAUGUCAGAACAAUAAAAACACAUGGGAACAAUA